Mugil cephalus (flathead mullet) is the source of this 710-nucleotide messenger RNA. RefSeq names its product CYTL1 domain-containing protein. Bases 78 to 491 code for a protein of 137 amino acids. The record is from RefSeq and is a predicted model, not a curated record. The transcript has 4 exons. Gene Ontology annotation, biological process: positive regulation of transcription by RNA polymerase II. Lineage: Eukaryota; Metazoa; Chordata; Actinopteri; Mugiliformes; Mugilidae.
UGCAUACGUGGCUGCAUGUGUGCAUUGGUCACACAAACAUAGGAAGCCUCUGUCGGUGCAUUAGGCGUCUGGGAGUCAUGGGGAUCUUUGAGCGUCUGGUGCUCGUGUCGUCUCUGGUGCCGCUGGUGCUGAACUACCCGUUCUACCCGCCGACGUGCUACACCAAGGUCCUGGUCAUGGCUCGGGAGCUCACACAGUGGGCCGCGGAUCUGAAGAUGGACCCUUACACUGGUUACUGCAUGGCAGACAUUCCAGAUCUCUACCUUGACGUCCAUAACGCCUGCGUGAUGCACAAAAUGAGGACCUACAAGUCUCUGAUUGAAGGCCUGAGACGGCGCCGCUGUGCGUACACCAGAGACGUGAGGAAGCUGGACGUCACCAUGGGACAGCUCCUCUACAUCAUGUCGGAGAAAUGCCACGGGGAGCUGGCGUUCACGAGCCACGACUGUGCCGCCCUGGAGCGGAAUCAGGAUGGACGCUGGAAUUACUGAAGACACGAGUCCCUGCCCGAGGAGAGAGGAGACCACCUCAGUGUCAUGAUAAUAAUGACAACGCUGUUUAACAUGACAAGUCACAAGAUUGAAGAGCAAUGAAGCUGAUUUUGUAACAUCAUAAAUGAUCUUUUUUAUUCUUAUCAUUCCUGUAAUGAGGUUUAUAACCAACAGCUCUAACAUCUAAGUGCAUUUUGUAAAAUAAACUUGAUUAAAAUG